Messenger RNA from Microbotryum saponariae, 1316 nucleotides. The record is from the annotation of a GenBank genome assembly. Lineage: Eukaryota; Fungi; Basidiomycota; Microbotryomycetes; Microbotryales; Microbotryaceae.
AUGGCCAGCCCAACACCGAUUGGAUCGUCCUCGCUCCAAGCAGUAGCUCCCUCGUCCUCAACCGUGCAUCGCCCUUCUCCGCUGUCGGCGCAAGUGUCGUCGUCGCCGUCGUCGCUCAUGUCGUCGUCUCCGCAAGAGCAAGAGGAGAUGGCCGAGCUCGAGCGGUAUCGGCAGCAGGCGCUCAUUGAUCAGAUGCAUCAGACCCAUCUUGGAGGCAGGUCAUCUUCGGCUGCUGGAGCUGUAGGCGGCGGGGCGUCGUUCGAGCCGUUCGUCGGGUCCAGGGUCGGCAGUCCGAUUCCCGACACUAAUGGUCUUGGAUGGCCAGGUCAGUGAACUCAAUACACUUUUUCGAAUUUCGGAACGUGACUCACAGCCUCACGCCUGCCUCGGAAUCCAUACCUUGCAUUCGUUCAAAAUCUGUCGCACGUGGGGCUCUCUUACGGGGUACUCCUCGACUACUCCAGGCAAAGGCACACUGGCUCGCAUCAACUCAACACCCGCCGAGACACUGGCAAGGGAGCAGAAACUCGCUGACGCCGUCAGGACCUUGCUCGAGUGCAUCGGCGAGGAUCCCGACCGGGAGGGGCUGAAAAAGACCCCUGAGCGGUACGCCAAAGCACUCCUGUGGAUGACCAAAGGCUAUGCCGAACGACUCCCCGGUGAGUCGAUACCUCGAAUCUGGCUCGUAUCAAAGAUACUCGUUAGCCUGAUCAGAGUCGUGCCCCCUUUUUUUUGUGCUCAGACGUGAUCGGAAAUGCGAUCUUCGCCGAGGAUCACGAAGAAAUGGUCAUCGUGCGAGACAUCGACGUCUACUCCCUCUGCGAGCACCACAUGGUCCCUUUUGUUGGCAAAGUAAGAUCAGAAGCUGACAGUCACGGCAGAUUUCGGUCGCUGACUGGUCCCGUCCUCUGCUCAGGUCUCGAUCGGCUACAUCCCCAACAAGUUCGUUCUAGGUCUCUCGAAGCUGGCUCGAAUCGCCGAGACCUUCUCGAGAAGGCUUCAAGUGCAAGAGCGGCUGACGAAGCAGAUCGCCAUGGCUAUUGAUGAAGCGAUCAGGCCGAUGGGUGUCGCAGUUGUGAUCGAAGCGACGUAAGUGGAGGCCCACCUCACAUCUUCCGCCCGAACCGGAGCGGAAUGAUCACAUAGCUGAAAACAAUCUCUUGCUUCUUUCUCAUAGACAUCAAUGUAUGACGAUGAGGGGUGUCCAAAAGCCUGGGGCGGCGACAAUUACCUCGGCGAUGCUAGGCGCGUUUCGAAGAUCUGACAAGACGAGGGCCGAGUUCUUGUCCUUGAUCCGAUCACACAGAGCGACAUGA